AUGCGCACGUCCGUCCCCUUCCUCUCUCUCCACGAGGUCCCUGAUGACCUCGCCGACUGCGACGGCUCGUGCUGCCCCGGCGGCGGGCUGUGCUGCCCGGACGACCCGCUCGACGCCGUCAUGCGGUACCUCCCGGUCGUUGACGACGCGUUGCUGGAGGCGCUCGGGAUAGGAGGCUCGCCGCCGCGUUCCGGGGGGCGCGGCCACGACGAUGCCGUGCUGGAGGAUGCGCUGGACGCGGGCGCCUGCAUGGUGGAUGCCGCGGCGAGCGAAAGAGGCGGCGUCGGGGAGCAAGACAUGCGCGGGUUGUCCCGUGGCGUCCCGGAGGUCCAUGAUGAGGUCGUCGACGUCGACAUGUUUUUUGAAGGCGGCGCGCCAGAUGACGGCAGCUGCGGCGGCGGUGACUCGAACCUGUGCAAUAGCAUGUCCUGCCACACGCCGCUUACCUCGGCGUUGCCGGCGGGUGGUCUGGACGCGCGCGGCACGGUGGACGGCUUUGUCUCUGACGCCGCGCUGUCAGCCAGGCCGUUGACAACGUCCAGCACGUCAUCGGGCAGCCUCUCAUCGACGACCUGGGAGACCGAGUCGCCGGCGCCUGUCUCCUUACCCGGCGCCUGGGUUUGGCCAAGGAAACAGCGGCACCAACCAGUCAUUCGCCGUAACCAGUCCUGGUUGGCGAAGCCCCGGCUCGACGAUGUGCCGGACGCACCUCACGACAGUCCCACCAGCCACAAGAGUGGCAAUGACGCCCGUAUACGCCGCCGGAGCCCUGAGCCGCGUAAGAGGAAUAGGCCGGCCCAGAGGGUGUGCAGUCAUUGCCACUCCUCGGACACGCCGCAGUGGCGCGCAGGUCCGCGAGGUCGGGGCACUCUCUGCAACGCAUGCGGCAUCCGCUACAAGAACCAAAGGUUACUGCCAGAGUAUCGACCGUCGACGAGCCCUAGCUUCCGGAGCGGCGAGCACUCCAACCGCCACAGGAAGGUCGUAAAGCUCAGGGAGCAGAAGGCGAAGGAGGAAAUCCUGAAAAUGAUGGCCGAUACUGUGCCGGCGCCGCCGAAGAACCGCGGGGGUGGUGAGUUCAUGGAUGUGUGCACGUACAUAUCAACAGGCUAG
Molecule: messenger RNA, 1113 nt
Organism: Phragmites australis (common reed)
Lineage: Eukaryota; Viridiplantae; Streptophyta; Magnoliopsida; Poales; Poaceae
Exons: 1
Coding region: 1-1113 (370 amino acids)
Biological process (GO): regulation of DNA-templated transcription
Molecular function (GO): sequence-specific DNA binding; zinc ion binding
Source: RefSeq, a predicted model, not a curated record